CGGUGGGACCAUAACAGCAAGCAUGUGCGUGCUUUUAGUUCUCAGUGCCGGAUGCAGAGGGAAGGAGGGGACAGAACACCCAGGUGAAGUCGCCGUUUAUUAGUUACAGAAAGCUGCAGGGAAAUUGCAAAAGUAGUCAGAGUCAUUGGGAUUUGCAGCAAUGUUUGUUUCGAUAGCCGUGUUUUCUUGAUCUGAGUUUUAAUUGUGCUGGGGAGAAGGCUUGGAUUUGCUUUUAUUGAAGGAUCCUCGCCAACAACACAAUAAACAUUUGAGACUUUGACGCUGCAUUGCCUUGUACUGGGACAGACUGCAUGCAAGACGGCAGAGCGAGCAGCAGCGAAGACCCGUGUCCCCUUCCACUGGACACUUUCAGGCCUCGGUCACCUGGCGGAGAUGAACUCUGGGGAUGCCAAAGAUUACCUGCACAAGCGGGAGAUACCUCUGCUGUUCGAGAGCUUGCUGACGGGACUGAUGUACUAUCGGCCCGAGGACCCUGUGGAAUACCUGGAGGGAUGUUUGCAGAGAGUCCGGGAGCUCGGAGGGCCAGAGAAGGUGAAGUGGGACACCUUCAUCUCUCAGGAGCGUCGACCGUUACCCCCCAUCAACGGUGGGCAGGGGAAGAAGCCAAUAUUGCGGGCAGAGCUGGGAAUGGCUCCCCAUCGCCGCUAUGAUCGUCUGCCUCCCAUACAAGCCCAGUUUUCAAUCGAGAGUGACUCGGACAUGACAGAAUCUUCAGGGCUGAUUCAAGAAUAUGAUGUCUUCGACCCAGGCAAACCAAGGCCCUGCAUCAUCUUUGUUAUUGGUGGUCCUGGGAGCGGGAAGGGCACACAGAGUGCCAAGAUGGCUGGCCGUUACGGAUUUGAGGCGAUUUCGGUGGGGGAGAUCUUGCGCCGACAGAUGCUGCACCGUGCCACCAGCGAUUGCAAGUGGGAGCUCAUCGCGCAGAUCAUCGCCAAUGGGGAGCUGGCACCUCCGGAAACGACCAUCGAGGAACUGAAGCACCAGUUCAUGAAGCACCCGGAUGCUAAAGGUUUUAUCGUGGAUGGGUUUCCUAAGGAGAUCAGCCAGGCCUUCACGUUUGAAGAACAGAUCGGCUCUCCGGACCUUGUGCUUUUCCUGGCCUGCUCCAACCACCGCUUGCGACAGCGGCUGGAGAAGCGAGCUGUGCAGAAAGGUCGGCUGGACGAUAACAGGCACGCCAUCGAGCGCAGGGUCGAAACCUUCAAGCAGAACAUCAACCUGAUUGUGAAGUAUUACCAGGAGAAGGAGCUCAUUAUUCGGUUGGAUGCUGAUCGUGAAGAGGAUGAAAUAUUCAGUGAUAUCAAUGGCGUAGUUAUGGAGAGACUGUUUACGACAGGAAGAUAUGAGGCAGCUGCUGAGGAGACACGACAGUUUACCGACAAGGCCGCCAGACCCCCGGAGAGGCCGGAACCACUUGUUCAGUCUGAGGGAACUUUGGCCACGGAAGAUUUCACAAUGUCAGACAAGCUGAAGGGAUGCAAAAUUAUUUUUGUUGUCGGAGGCCCUGGCUCUGGCAAAGGCACUCAGUGUGAGAAGGUCGUGCAGAAAUAUGGUUACACUCACCUGUCCACUGGAGACCUGCUGAGGGCAGAGGUCAGCUCUGGCUCAGACAGGGGUAAGACUCUCCAGGCCAUCAUGGAGAAAGGGGAACUCGUACCACUGGAGACCGUGCUGGAAAUGCUGAAGGAUGCUAUGAUUGCCAAAGCAGGUGUCUCCAAGGGCUUCUUGAUUGACGGUUACCCCCGGGAGGUGAAGCAGGGAGAAGAAUUCGAGAAGAAGAUCGGACCACCUACCUUGCUCCUGUAUAUUGAUGCAGGGAAGGAGACGAUGAUCAAGCGCCUCCUGGAGCGGGGCAAAACUAGUGGGCGCUCUGAUGACAACGAGGAAACCAUCACAAAGCGUCUGGAGACAUAUUACAAAGCAACAGAACCUGUCAUCAACUACUAUCAAAGCAGGAACAUCAUCAGGAAGAUAAACGCAGAGGGCACAGUGGAUGAAGUCUUCGCUCAAGUUGUGACCGCCCUUGAUGCAUUAAAGUGAUCAGAAGACUAAAAAAUACCCCUCCUCUCCCCUUGCUCCCUAGCAAAGUCUUUAUCCCCCCCCCCCCCCAUUUAACUUUCAACCAACCAUGGACAAAUGUUACAAAGAAAGAAGCAUCAUUGGUUAAUAUGACAGGUGGCUGACAGUCCAAGAUUUUUUCAUCUGAGAAGCUGUUGGGAUCCAUUUCUGCGUUGUUUGCUGUCACUGUCAGUAUUUUGAGGUCACUGGAUAUCCAAUAAAAUAGUGUCACCAACACCGGGCUGUGAAAUACUGUCUGAAGAGGAGAACGGGGGUUUAACCACCAUGUGAUGUUAAGAUGAACCCACCAUAAUGAGCCACAAUCCAAUCCCACAUGUCAUUGCUUUGCAUUCCAAGGUCCUACAUCGAGCCAGAAGAGAGAUGAGUUCAGAUGUAUCACAGGUAUUGAUAAGUUUGAAACUUCUGUCAAGAAGUAUUAACAACAGAAAAUACCAUCAGUCAUUAUUUCCCUCCCCAACACAGUUUGCUGAGGUCACUUUUGGGUAUUUUCUGUAACUGGUGUUAUUUCUGGCACAUUAUGAAGCAGUGAUUUCUACGCCAGGCUGCAUUCAUAAUUUCGUAUGAAACUGGCUAAGAAUGUUAAACUGAUCUCUUUUCUUCAUCAGCAGUAGACUUGUGAACGAAAGCUUCACACAGAUUAGCUUCCUUCUGAACUCUGGGUCUGGCAGCUGGUAGAGGAGGCGUUUUUAAUGCGUUAGCUACUAUAAGGUACAAAUUUAACCUUUGUAAUGUGUGUGUGUGUGGGUGCUCUGUUUCCAAAGUCAAGGUCGGUGAACUGAAUUUCAGAAUCGGAGCACUUUACACAUGAGCCAAAAUGUCAAAGGCUGAGCAUGUAUAGAUAAGGGAUUUGUGUCCCCUGUAUCCUUACAAAUUUACCACACAAAAUGUUCUGUAGCAUGGUUAUAAUUGGAAUAUUUAAUUGAAAUAGUGUGAACCAUUUGGGCACAGUGUGCCUUGUGCCUUUACUAUUUCCAUUUCUUUUACUUUCAUUAUGUUUGUUUGUUUAUUUCAUUUAAGAACCUUGUCCAGGGACUUAAAUAUCACUGUCCUUACACUCCGGUUUUUCCUUCAGAUGGGAGAAGUCACUGGGUUUUCGUUAGUUACAGACGAAAGCAGAGACAGCCAGAUAAUCCAUACCCGUGUGCACCAAAGACAGAUGCCCAACAGAGCCACUCGGUGAUGGGCUGAACAUGAGGAACUUUCCUGACACUGCCUGUCCCAGAGCCAAGACCAGCCAGAAAAUUCAAAGUGGAAUUGGGAACCACAGAGGUUAACUGUUCUGCGCCUCUCACCCCCCAACCAUCCUGUCAAAUCCCUGCCUUAUUGCCAUCCACCAGUCUUGGCUCCACAUCCUGUUACUUUUGUGUGAAGUUCCAAAGUACAAUCCUAGUUCAGAUACAAAUCCUCUUAACAUUAACGAAAGAUGACAUUCUCCAGCUUUUGUGACGAUCAUACCUACUGUUAGUAGUCCACAUCUCAUCCUCUCGAUCUUCCCGGACCGGCACUCCUCACAACCACUCCUGUCCGUUACUCUAUUCAAGAUUCAACGUCAGUGCUUAUUUUUUUUAAAAAGUAAUCAAAAUUUUAACUUUAUACCAGUGACUUGCAUUAGUAACCUGUCUGUGAAAUUCUGGGGCUUGCUAAUGAAAGAGCAAUUGCAGUAUAUCUCAGCUGUGACAGCAUGCUCUGAGAGUCAGAUUCAGGAAACUAAACCUGACAGCCUUACCGUAUGGGCUCAGCCCAUCAGAGUGUUCAGUCUGCAAAAUGUUUUGUGUAGAAGAACUACAGUAUAUUUGUUGCAGUAUUUGGAGUCUCGAUAUGCCAGUUGUUAAGGACAUUCAGCAGCUUGCAGCCUCCUCUGCCAGAAACAUGGACUGUUCACCUCCGCGGAUGCUGCUCUGCUGAGUUCUUCCUUUGCUUUACUUCGGAUUUCCAGCAUCUGUGGAAUUCUUUGUUUAUGAUGAGCAUCAUCAUCUUUCUAUUUACUCUUUCAGUGGUUGCAUUUCGGUGUACGUUUCCUGUGCAGUAUUUUAAUAGGCGACUUGGUGAAGAUUGAGGAGUUGGUCUCUGAUCAAAAUUAACCAUAGAAUGUUUAUUUUUCCAAAAACAUGACGUAUGUUAUUGAUAAAUGAGCAUUUUGCUCUUGUUAUCCAUUCAAUUCCCAACUACUGUUCUUCAUUCAAUUGUUAAAAACUUCACACUAGUCCAUCAUUGUGUUUGUACCUCACCAAAUAUUACACAUUUAUCCAAAGCAAUGAUGAUUCCGAAAAGUUGUAGCCAAUUGUAGAUAGUUUAGUUCUCUCUCUCUCUCUCUCUCUCUCUCUCUGUUGACAACCAAAUCAGCAAUAUUGUUUUUCUAAUGCUGUUGCAAACCUAAACUUGUACCAGUAUUUAUUGGAGCCUCAACUGAUGGGUGAUUUGGAGGAGGUGACUGAAUGUAAAUUUAAUAAAACAGAACUGACCUCAGUGUUGUGUUGAA
Molecule: messenger RNA, 4579 nt
Organism: Hypanus sabinus (Atlantic stingray)
Lineage: Eukaryota; Metazoa; Chordata; Chondrichthyes; Myliobatiformes; Dasyatidae
Product: adenylate kinase isoenzyme 1-like
Exons: 14
Coding region: 394-2061 (555 amino acids)
Biological process (GO): nucleoside triphosphate biosynthetic process; ATP metabolic process
Cellular component (GO): cytoplasm; cytosol
Molecular function (GO): ATP binding; AMP kinase activity; nucleoside diphosphate kinase activity
Source: RefSeq, a predicted model, not a curated record